Molecule: messenger RNA, 1263 nt
Organism: Chenopodium quinoa (quinoa)
Lineage: Eukaryota; Viridiplantae; Streptophyta; Magnoliopsida; Caryophyllales; Amaranthaceae
Exons: 2
Coding region: 1-1263 (420 amino acids)
Source: RefSeq, a predicted model, not a curated record
AUGUCUGAGAGUUCUAAUUCGUCCAACUCAUCUUCUAACUCUUCCAAUUCAUCUGCCAACACAAAUCAAAAUUUCGAUGAUGACUACAACCGACGUUAUGAGAGACGGAGGCAAGCAAAUCGUCUUGUUGAUCGAAUGAUGGAUGAAUUCAUAAUGACCAAUCCAGUUGAAUUCUUUCAAAUGGUUAAUCAAGUUCCAAGGGCACCAAGGACGCUGGUCGAAAGGGAUCGUGAAGACGGACACAAACGUUUAUGGAAUGACUAUUUUGCUGAUCCUCCGGUGUUCCCUCCAAACUUGUUCCGUCGGAGAUUUUGCAUGAGAAAGCAAGUCUUUCUCCGUAUUGUGCAUACUUUAGAAGAACGUCAUCAGUUCUUUCAACAACGGCAAGAUGCUACUGGUAGAUUUGGAGCAUCAGCAUUGCAGAAAUGCACCGUGGCUUUAAGAUUACUUGCAUAUGGAACUGCUGCUGAUUUCGUUGACGACUACUUACGGAUUAGUGCAUCUCUUGCGCAAGACUCCUUACAACAUUUUGUUGAAGGAGUUGUCUCUUAUUUUAGUGACGACUAUCUGAGAAGACCUGAUGAAGAGGAUAUGGCCAGACUCCUACGAGAUGGAGAACGUCGAGGCUUUCCAGGGAUGAUGGGGUCCAUUGAUUGUAUGCAUUGGCGAUGGAAGAAUUGUCCUUUAAUAUUGAAGGGCAUGUUUUUCGGGAGAGCUAAUAAGCCCACUAUGAUUUUAGAAGUUGUGGCAUCACAAGACCUUUGGAUCUGGCAUGCUUUUUUCAGGACGCCAGGUAGAUGUAAUGAUAUAAAUGUUCUUGACAGGUCUCCAUUAUUUAAUGAUAUAUUCGAAGGUCGUGCACCUUCGGUUAACUAUAUCGUUAAUGGCCACCAAUACAAUAUGGGAUAUUAUCUCACUGAUGAGGGUCUUUUCGCCAAAAAGCAAGAAGGUCAGCGAAAGGAUGUCGAACGUGCAUUUGGAGUACUACAAGCUCGUUUUUCCAUUGUGCGGCAUCCUGCUCUGGCUCGUGAUGUAUCAAUGCUUGGAAAAAUUAUGAUAGCUUGCAUCAUCUUACACAACAUGAUCGUCGAGGAUGAGCGAGAUACAUACGCAAGAUAUUAUGAUCCAAGGUAUGAUGAUCCAAAUGAAUAUGAGCAAGCUGAACCCCCGUCUUCAAGUAGAAGAAACUCUCAAGGACCAUUUCAAUUUAGCAACAAUAGUAACCGACCAGCUAAUUUGGAGACUUACAUGGCGAGUUCGUGA